ACUGAGUCAACCGGCAUUUGGUACUCUGUAGCACUGCACCGUCAGUAGUGCGGAGACAGAGCUCAGACGCGGCAGCGCGCUCGUCGCAAACCGCUUUAUAAUAAAACUUUCUCUUUACGUACACAAAUGUAAACAACCAAAGAAAACUCAAAUAAUCUCGUGUCUUCCCAAUUUACAAGUACCAUUGUUGUUUAAAAUAAUGUACCUAAGAGUCCAUUAAACUAUUGUCAGUGUUUUUUUGUCUGUAUGAAUCUAAAUUGAAACCUACAAUGAGACGCCAGAGAACGUAGAAUUUUAACAUUUUAGCGCCUACAUUGCAGUGGGUGGAGCAAAUUGAUUUGAUUUAGUGGAAUUGGCAAGAGAGUUGUUUAGCUGCUGUUUCUGAAAUGGGAAAAGACUAUGGAGAGCCGAUCCGGUACGAUCCGCACUUCGACGGGCCCAUCCGCAACCGCUCAUGUACGGACGUCAUAUGGCUGAUAAUAUUCAUCCUCUUUCUCGGAGUAUGGGGUUACGUCGGCUACUAUAGUAUAACAACUGGCAACGUAGAAAAACUACUAGCGCCUAUCGAUUCAAAUGGCAACCGUUGCGGACUCGACUCGAAAUACGAAAACAAGAAGUACCUUGUCUUCUUCAACAUCUCCAGCUGCUUGUCGCCCACCACACCCAUCACAGGAUGUCGCACCCCACAAGUUUGCGUGGAGAGUUGUCCAACCAGAACGAUAUUAUUUCAAGCGGAGCUGUCUGUGACUCCCUUCGAACAGCUGAGGCCCUAUAUGGUAUGCACCGACGACAUCAACAAGGAAACAAUGACACUAAGCGACGCUAAGAACUACAUCAAUAACGGAAAAUGCGCCGACCAUGUCCUGAAGAGCCAACCAGUGUUGCACCGCUGCAUCGGCGACCUGUCCACUCUGCCGUGCGGUGACACGUCAAAGCCUGGCUCUACGCGGUCGCUGAGCGAACAGAGCAACGAGAGUUGUAAAAGAAGUCAUAAAAAGGAUCAGGCGACGUUGCUACAAAGUGCGACGGCUCUGGACUCGUACGUGGGGUGGAUCGCGGCCAGCUGGGUGACCUUCUUCACGACCACCGCAAACGAACGCGACACCUAUAUCCUGUCAUCGCAGAUAGUGCAGGACCUAGUGCAGUCGCGGUGGUACAUGCUGGGCGCACUAGUAGUCGUGGUCAUCAUCUGCUUCCUCUACAUCCUGCUGCUGCGCUGGGUGGUCGCGCCCGUCGUAUGGACUUCCAUCGUCGGGUUACUCGCCUUACUUGGAUUCUCGCUCUACCUUAUUUACAAGAACUACGCAUACUACCGUGCCAACCCGGUACAACUGCAUCAGACUACUAACUUGAAGGGCUACUUCGAGUCCAUCUUCACAAAGUCUAGUACUUGGUUGGUCAUUCUGAUAAUCGUGGCCAUUCUGUGGGUCAUACUCCUGAUGAUCAUCAUAUUCUUGCGCAGCCGAAUAACCAUUGCGAUUGCUCUCAUUAGAGAGGGAAGCAAAGCGGUGUCUGCGAUAAAGUCGACAGUUUUCUUCCCCAUAUUCCCAUGGCUGUUACAAUGUGCUGUCAUAGCGUAUGGAGUGGUGGUGCUAAUGUACAUCAUAUCUAUUGGGGACUCGGCCUUCCGCGUGGUGGGACUCAAGAACGACACUAACUGUGACUGCAAAGGCGUCUACACCGAAGACUAUGUACCUUGCGAUCCGCUGACGUUUACCGCGAGUUGUUUCGACACCAGUAAUGGUAUACGACAAUGCCAGCAGGCCGUUUGCCAUUUCACAGGCAUCGACAACCCACGGAGCGUGGCAUAUUUGCAUCUUGUAAACCUGCUAGGCUUCUUCUGGACAAUGUUCUUCAUCAGCGGAACAGCUGACAUGAUGCUAGCCAGUACCUUCUCCACGUGGUACUGGACACCGAAGAGAGACUUGCCUUUCUUCACUCUGACUGCCGGCAUCUUCCGCACUCUAUGUUACCACUUAGGAACCGUCGCGUUUGGCUCCUUGAUCAUUGCCAUCGUGCGAGUCAUACGCGUCAUCCUCGAGUACAUCGACCACAAGUUAAAGAAGUUCGACAAUCCAUUCACUAGAUGCCUUAUGUGCUGUUGUAAAUGCUUCUUCUGGUGCCUAGAGAACUUCAUCAAGUUUAUCAAUAAAAAUGCGUACAUCAUGUGCGCUGUACACGGGAAGAACUUCUGUACCAGUGCCAGAGAUGCGUUUUCGUUGCUUAUGAGAAAUAUCGUCAGAGUUGUCGUGUUGGAUAAGGUAAUGGACUUCAUCUUCUUCCUGUCCAAACUGCUGAUCUCAAUCGGCGUCGGGUUCGCGGUGUACUACAUAGCGCAGUGGAACUACGUCUACGAGGUGACCAACGGCGAGCGCCUCAACUACAGCUACAUCCCCGCCAUCAUCCUCGCCAUCGCCACGUACCUCAUCAGCUCUAUAUUCUUCAACGUUUACUCUAUGGCUGUCGACACUCUGUUCCUAUGCUUUUUGGAAGAUUGCGAGAGAAACGACGGUACACCGCAGAAACCAUACGCCAUGUCGACUAACCUCAUGAAGAUCCUCGGCAAGAGAAACAAAAAAGCAAAACCGGAAUAAAGUUCACGUCACUAAGUGCCAAAUAUUACACAAAUGCAAUACAACAUGUACACAAUGAGUUGUGAGAUUAUUACUGCCUCUAGGAGUCACAAAUGAAAAAAAUAAUAUGUAUGAUGUUUUAAUUAAUUAUGAAUUUUUAUACUUUCUUAAUUUGUUAGUAAUUUUUACAAUAUUUCUACUACUUUUUUUAAUAUAGAGCAGCAAGCCAAAUAUUAGGGAGACUACUAUUAUCAGUCUAAUAUUAAUGUUUUGAAGAGUUUACAUAAGAUUUUUUAAAUGGAAUUUAAUGGUACUGAUAUGAGAAUGAUAGAGUAUACUAUUACUACUAUAAUUAUUUAAGAGUUUUCAUGAGAGGCUGUCUAGGAAUAGGGUUCUGUUUCCUUUUUCCAGGAACGAACCAGGUAUGAGUGAUCUUUAAUACAGAGUGCCUGAUAUGUGAAUAUUUUUAUAAUAUAAUUCAAACUUUUUUAUCGAUUGUGAUAACAAUUUUUAAUUAUUAAUAUAAAUUAUAUUAAAUUGAAAGAUA
Pectinophora gossypiella (pink bollworm) is the source of this 3120-nucleotide messenger RNA. RefSeq names its product choline transporter-like 2 (gene Ctl2). Gene Ontology annotation, molecular function: transmembrane transporter activity. Gene Ontology annotation, cellular component: membrane. NCBI's taxonomy places the organism in Eukaryota, Metazoa, Arthropoda, Insecta, Lepidoptera, Gelechiidae. The transcript is spliced from 13 exons. Bases 387 to 2594 code for a protein of 735 amino acids. The record is from RefSeq and is a predicted model, not a curated record. Gene Ontology annotation, biological process: transmembrane transport.